Petromyzon marinus (sea lamprey) is the source of this 5712-nucleotide messenger RNA. It is a transcript of the gene GOLM2, whose product is annotated as golgi membrane protein 2. NCBI's taxonomy places the organism in Eukaryota, Metazoa, Chordata, Hyperoartia, Petromyzontiformes, Petromyzontidae. The record is from RefSeq and is a predicted model, not a curated record.
GUACAGCAAGGGCCGGGCCUAAGCCAACAGAGGGCGGGGAGAGGCUCUCGCCCACUGGGGGGAGCCCUGAGCCGAGCCGCUUAAUCUUCCGCCUCCGCUUUUGUUUAUGGUUCCAUUACAGAAUCUGGUCCACCACCAUCAAUUUUCACCAGCAACAGCAGCAGCAACAACAACACUCGCUAUCAACAACAACAGCAGCGGGAAGCCGGUGUAUCAGCUGAAGUGUCUCCAUCUUCGGUCUUGUCAGCCAGCGAGCGAAGCGUUAAAGUUCUGCAAGAAGGUGUUUACAGCCUGACGGUACAACAAUGAUGGGCUUCGGCGGGACGCGACGUGGGGGCCGCGCGCCCCCUCUGGUACUGGCCGCCCUGCUGGUGGUGUCCACCGUGCUGGCCUUCAACUACUGGAUCGUGUCUGGCCGCAACAACCGCCUCACCGAGGAGCUGGAACAGUUGGGCAUGGAGAAGCACCGGCUCGAGGCGGCCAAGGUGCGUGUGGAGAAACGCACGGCCGAGCUCUCGGGCCAGGUGGAGAACCACCGCGUGGAGGUGCAGAGCAAGAAGGACGAACUCAUGCAAGCCGGCAGCCUGCUCAGGGACAAAGAGCGAGAACUCCACCAGUGCAUGGGAGAGAAGAGUCUAAUGGCAAGGAACAUUUCUGACACGCAAGUUUCAUUUAAGAAAAUUCAAGGCGAAUUUGUUGAGCUGCAGAGAGAGUACAUCAGGUUACAGGGAGAAAUGGAUGCAUACAAACGGAACUCCUCUUCACUCCAGCAAAGACUGGAAUAUAACAGCUUUCAGUGUAACCAGCAGCUGACUUCCCUGAAAGAUCAGUAUGAGGAAAAACUGGAAGCUCUCAAGAAAGAGAAUAGCAAACUCAAGGCAGAAGCAGUGGAAAAGAUAAAAAGAGAUAUUCCACCGAAGGCACCUGAGAAAGAAAAAGUGAAUGCUGUAAAGCCAGAGCAGAAUGUAGGUGAAAAGGUGAAGGUUGAAAAACUAGAGACUAACGACAUCCCAGCAGAGCAGGCAAAUGUGCCACCUGAUGGUGAGCAGGGAAAACUGGAAAAGAAAGAAGGGGAUGCAGGGAUGCCAGACAUUGUAGAAGAAACGGAGAACAAGAAGCAACCCGAUGAUGAUGAUGAUGAACAGAAGGCCGAUGUUGAGAAACCUGAUAAGAAAGGGGAAGACACUGUUAAUGAUGACAAAGUGGUAAAAGUGACAUUGCCCAAGCAGAAUAAACCUCCGCGUGUAACCGAGGGCAAAAAACUGCCAAAAGUUGUAAUCGGGAAUCCAGGUCCUGUGCCAAAGAGUGUGAAGACAACUGCAGUUAUGAUGGUGCCCCCCAAGGAGGAGGACAAGAUUGAGGAUGGUCUGGAACAGGUGGAGAAAGCCGAUGAAGCCGAGGAUCACGAGCCUGGCAAGCCGGGAAAAUCCGGCCGCCUCUCCCGCGAAUCGCUGGCUGGGGCGGCCGGGGCUCCUGCGCGGUCGGGGCCCAGUCAGGCAGACCCAGCGCAGGCCAGUAGAGCCGACUACGAGGGCGACGGGGGUAAUGUGGGUGAGUACGAGGCAGACAAGCAGGCUGAGCUGGCCUACAAUGAGGAGGAGGACGGGGACGGAGGGGAGGAUGACAACCAAGGUGAGCGGGGUUGGCAGCCCCGUGCAGGGAAACCCAAGGAUGACGAAGAUGGGGCCAUGGGUGCGGAUCGUAACCCAGGUUAUGCAAACAGGCCUGACGCUCCAGCCGACAAUGACUUUUGAAACGUGGUGACAAAAAAGGGCGAUUACACUAUUGAGACAGGAAAACAAAAAUAAUCUACUAGUUUUUUCUAACACUUUUGUUUUAUCUAAAACUUUGGGGGUGUCUUUUGGGUUUGUAAUUGCAAAGAAAUGUUGUGGUUCAAUAGCGGAAUGGGUUAAAUAGAGUAUAUAAGUUAUAUUUUUAAAAGUAAAAACUGGUAACUGUUGAUCUCAAAAGGUUCCACUGGGUUAUGAUCAUUAUUGUAGGUCUGAAAAGCAGAUCCCAUGUUUACAUAUUAGCAGAUGUAUAAUUGCAUGUGGCUUUAACGCCAUGGUACACAUAUAUUUUUACAAAUGUGCUGGUAGUUUAACGUUGUUGGGUAAUGUGCCACAAAAAAACAACAACUUAUUUACCAAUAUUAAAGAAAGGCCAACUAACUUUUUUUAAUGUAAAAAAGUAGGCACAGACCACAUGUCUGGCAGCAUCUAGUCUUAGCCAGGGACUCACAAAUCAACAUCUGAAUUGAAUUCCAAAGGGAAUGCAACACAGGAUUGCAAUGUAAGUGGCAGUCUAACUUCCUGCACUUUUGGGAGAUAAUGCAAUACAUCUUGAUUUAAAGCUUUCGUGACUGCAGGAAUUCAUACUCUUGGGUCUUUCGGUAAAGUCACGUAAAUAAAAUAAUAAUAGAUCGCGACGUUGUGAUCUGUUAUUCAGACGAUUGCUUGUGUUGCGAUCGAAACGUCAUGAUCUAUGAUUUUUUUAUUUACGUGACUUGACCAAAAGACCCAAGAAUAUGAAUGCAAUACAUUUUCAGUUGAUUCACAAUUUAGGUAAAGCUACAGGUCCAUAUGUAUUGCUUUACACACAGAAAUUGGAUGUUAUAAAAAAUGUCAACGUGGUUUCAUGUUUUAUUACAUUCAGAUAUGUAAAAAAAAACGUUAACGUUGCAGCAGUAAUUAUUAGUUAACAAGUACUCUUUUUUCAAGUUUUGUUGUCAACAAUUAAAGGGUGGGAAAAGGCCCGAAAAAUUUGGGAGAAAAAUAAUUCUGUAGUUAUUUCCGCCAUGUGCAUUUUUUAUUUGUUUGCAAAUUAUAAAUAUUUCUAUUGGCAUCUGAGACAACACAAUGCGUUGUAAACUGAUCCAUUGACUUAUUUGUUAAAGCCUCUUUUCUAUGAAAACAUUGAUGGGGCACUCUGGGCAGCCAUACUGUAUAUAAGCAACAUUAAGAAAUGCAUUACCCUCUAAUCCAUCAACUGUGCUAUGGUUUUAACUAAUUGAUAGAUAAUUCACUGGUGUACAGAACUCGGUGUUUAACACAGACAGGUAUGUUUUGUAGAGCAAACCUAAGUUUUGUUGGUCUUCAGAAAACAACAGAUGCACAGAGAGCACUUUUGUUAUGAUUUUUUACAGCACUCCCUUGAUGUUGCCAAACGUUGAUUCCGCAUACGUCUCUAUGAUGGUAAAUCCAUAUGGUGUGAUCAGUCAAAGCCCUGUCAUCAAUUUUACUCCUUGGGAUUUAAGAUUCGUAAAAUAAUACAUUUCCUUCCAAAUGUCUGCUUCUUCAAACACAAACUGUUAGGUGCCGUUUGUGUGUACGGUUUUCAUUGACAGUUACAAAGUGGAAAAAUUGGCCAAAUUGUAGCAUCUCUUUGAAUCACAGUACAUGGUUAAUGUCAGUAUAUGUUUUGUCAGUGGCCUGUAGCAUGUUAUCUUUUGGAAAACGUCAAUAAUAUUUUAUUUGGUGUAUUUCCAUAAUUGCAGCCAUUGUAAACACUUGUAGCUCAAGGCAAUAAAAGCCGCUGCUGGGUUUUGCAACACCAUGAGAACCGAUGAGGAGGUAUGCCCACUCCCCAAAGUGAAACGUCCUUCUUGGCCCCACACUAGGUGUUGUCAUAACUACAGUAAAGUUUAUGGUCAGGUUAUUGCAUGGGUUACACCCAUUUUGAAGAAUAUAAAUUGUGUAAAGCUCAUUAGGUCCACCCGAAUGUAUUCGCAUGUCUGGCCCCCACUUAGUUUAGUUAAGUAUUGUCCACAAUGCUACAUGGCCACGGUCUCCAAGAAAGACAACCUGCAUCAAUUACAGAAUGAAGGACGUUGCUCGUGCGGCUAAUGUGACUUUGUUUAAUUAAACUGCAAUGGGUGGGCUUGAGGCACAAAUUAGCCUUCCAAUUCUGUCCAAUUUCAGGUGGCGAAGAGAGAUGAAUUUGAACUUUGAUCACUGGGAAAGUGUUUGUGGCAUUCUUUAAAACUAAUCAGGGGUAAAAUGAAAACCUACGAGUUGGUCCAUUUAAACGUUUUUUAACACCAAUUCCACAUGUUUAUCGAUAGUAAUGUAUUCUAGUCAAUAUUUAAGGUUGAGUGUUGUUGGCUUGAAAAGUACAAGUUGUGUGAUGGCCUCCCAAAGUCUGAGGCAGAGAAAUGUUUGGGCUUGUUGCUGACAGGUUGCUAUUCAGCGAUUCACCACGGCAUACGCAGUUGCAAGUAAAUAAUGUAAUUAUGUAAAAGCAUCCUUAUUUAUAUUGUCUGUAUUUAUAGACCUUUAUGUACUGAUGCAUGCGCCAUGAUCCACAAAUGGAGCCAUUUUGUCACAACAGAUUGCAGACUGCUCCUGCAUUCGCCUCCUAUUGAUGGGCAAAGUUAACCAAGAAACCUGUCAUAAUGGACUGUGAUUGUAUAAGCAUUGGACACAUUGACAAGGGAAAUUGAUCACCCCUCCAGCUCAUUCGUUUCAUGCCCAUCAUAACAAAUUAGAUCAAUAACGAUAAUUUUAGGCAUAGUCCCAUGCACUGUCAGCAUUGGUGCUUAAAUUAUCAGGUGUGCACUGUUCCUCUAACAGACUACGCUGGAGCAGAUGAGUGAGGCAUCGUCUGCUCUUUGAAGACCAGUUGGUGUUGUUGGCCUGGUCGAGAUAGCCCAGGGGUCGUCAACCAAAAUAACAAGAGCAUUUGUUUUCUAAUUCGGUAAAAAUCUCACUUUCAAGAGCUGCAAUGCAUGUGGAUACAAGACGGUCCAGAAUAAAUAACGUCAGGAAGCAGUCCUUAAAGAGCCGCAUGUGGCUCCGGAGCAGCAGGUUGCCUACCCCUGGGCCAGAUGGAGAACGACUCCCCACCCCCCCCCCUACUUUGGUUUGCUGUGUGGCAGAUGCCACUCUGUAUGGAUACGGUCUAGGCAUCGCCACGUUACCCUUGGUUUUCUAGACCCUGGUGGAAAUGUCUCCACUAACUGCAGUUUCAUCUUAGCAGCUGCCGAUGACACUCGUGGAAGCAUUCCACAGUUGGAACCACAUGCUCUCUGGAGAUUAACUGACAUGUUUUCUUGGUGGUGGUGCAAUCACCCAGAUUAAAAUAUAUGAAAUUGGGUAGUGAGAGACUGGUAGGCGACCACCAAUGCUUCAUUGCUGCUUUGGGAGAGGCGUUCAUGUCAUCCUCUGAGAGUUGGGAUUUUGUUUUAAUAUCUUGUAAUAAGGUCGACGUGGUCGAGGGAAAAACAACUCAUCUUGAAAGCUUAACCGUUGUAAAACUAUGUGAUUAAGAUUGAUUAAGUAUGCCACCUGGCUUGCAUGUGUGUAUGCAUUUUGGCAGUAGCAUUUUAAUACCGAUAUUGCUUUGUGACACUUGUAGUACGUACUGUAUUGCCAUUUAUCGGAGCUUGUUUAUGGACCAAUAUUUUUGUCUUGCUACAAAAGGGUGUGUAUAUUUGUUGCAAAAAAUUAAAAUGUCUUGAGAUAUUUUAGUAAUAUUUAUAGAUGUGUAUAGGAAAAUGGUUAAUUUUUUUUUUAAACCCAAAUGUGAAAUGGUUCAUUGUCUUCAGGAUGUGUAAUUCCUGUCAUGUGCAUCUGUCCACAUGUUACAGCAUUCGCAGAACAUGUUGCUUGUUUUUGUGGGGUGACGAGGGUUCAUGUUUUUUUCGUUUCUCUGCAGUACCCUAAAUUAAAGUUGAUUACUCCAUGGCUAUAAUUUAGUAGUCAAUCUCUUAAA